UGAUUAUACUUGUAGUAGUCUUCUUAAUAGUAGAAAUCUAACUUAAUAGUAGAAAUGUUCAUCAUAAGAAAUAUUUACGGUAUGACAUUAUAACAAAAUCUUGAGUGAAAGAUAUUUCUGUUUAAUAUAAUAUUUCCGGGGCCUUUUUGCUCAUGAGAUCGAUUUGCAAUAGCAAGACUUUUCAAUAGACAUAGAAUUAAGAGUAACUUUUGAAUUUUAUGUUGUAAAUUUUUAUUUUUUAGUAAGAAGCAUUAUAAUAUUAUUACAGUGUUUCUUUGAAAAAGAAUCAAUUUGUAUUUCAAAAAUUCGAAAGAAUGCCGAUGUAAUCAUAAAACAUUAUAUUAAAAUUAUAUGGGAGUAGAGAGAAAAGAUAAAUACAGUGUCUCUCUCAGUCGUGUACUCAUUCCGAUCUGGUCUAGCAUUCGGGUGGGACGCUCUGUGCAUCACCGGCACGUGUUCGGUUAAAGUUACGCGAAGGUCAAAAGCGUCGUAUAUUACACCGAGCACGAACACAAGCGCGUGAUAGGAUCCAAGGAGUACUGAGGUGAGGCAAUCGUCGCAAAGAUAUUGUGAUAACAGUUUUUGCAAAGAUAUUGCAAAGCGAGGUGAUCUUCGUAAAAAUACUAUGAACGACUAUGGAAUAUUGACUGGACUAUGGAGACUACAUAUAUAUGGAGUGAACUGGAUGUAUGAAGACUGCGUAUGAGGACUGCACCCCUUCCGGGUACAAGCCCUUGCGGCGGAAAAUGCAUUGCUGUAGGAACAUCGAGGGACGUCGCGAAAUUUCGGCUCUGAAAACGGGGGUGCUAAGCUGAGGAAUGGAGGGAACGUGGCAGUGGGAGCAGCGAAAGCACUGCCAUAUCAUUCUGCUCAACUCUUCGUCGUACCUAAAGGAAAACCCGGAACAGGCUGCAGAUGAACGGAAACGACUGCAUGAAGGCUACUGCAAGGAAGGAGAUAUCCUGAAAACAAGGAAUCGCGUGCCAGGUCUGUAGCAUAGAGAUAGGGCAUAGAGGGGCCCCCGUCAAGUGUCACCGAGCGGAAGAGAGGGUUCGUCAUGGACCCGAUGACGCAAGUCGUACCUCAUUGAGCGAUGCAAGUAAUUAGGGCCGGGGCCCUGCUAGUGAGCAUGUGGCUCACUAGAGAAUGAAGAAGCAAAACGUCCGGACUUUAUCAUUAAUCGUCUUCACGCUUACCUAUCUCCUCGUCGGUGCUGCAAUCUUCGACGUGCUCGAGUCCGAGACGGAGAAAUCACGCAAGGAAGCAUUAGAUGACCUUGAAAAGAUGGUCAUACGAAAAUAUAAUAUAAGCGAGGACGACUUCAAGAUCAUGGAAACAGUGGUGCUGAAGACGGAACCUCACAAAGCUGGCCAACAGUGGAAGUUCGCCGGCGCAUUUUAUUACGCUACAACGGUCCUCACCACGAUAGGUUACGGACAUUCGACGCCGAAUACUAUAUACGGCAAACUAUUCACAAUGUGCUAUGCAAUUAUCGGUAUCCCAUUAGGACUCGUAAUGUUCCAGAGCAUAGGAGAACGCUUGAAUAAAUUCUCAUCUGUCGUGAUACGGAGUGUAAAGCAGCUUCUAAACUGUAAGGACGUCCAGGCCUCGGAGAUAAAUCUCAUCUGCGUGGUAACGACGUUAUCUUGCUUGACCAUCGCUGGCGGUGCUGCCGCAUUCUCCAGAUAUGAGGGAUGGUCCUACUUCGAUUCUAUUUACUAUUGCUUUAUUACUCUGACGACAAUUGGUUUCGGCGAUAUGGUCGCGCUGCAAAAGGACAACGCACUCAACAAGAAGCCCGAGUAUGUGAUGUUCGCUCUAAUAUUUAUUCUCUUUGGUUUGGCGAUCGUGGCGGCUUCACUUAAUUUGCUGGUUCUGAGAUUCGUGACCAUGAAUACGGAGGAUGAAAGACGAGACGAGGCCGAAGCGUUACAGGCGGCCCAGGGCGCGGUACGUCUCGAAGGCGACGUGAUAACGGCGAACGGCUCGAUAUUAUCCGGCCAGAUCGGCAAUCACGGUAACGUUUUGUCGUUCGACGAUGAGGCGUCGGUGUGCAGCUGCCGCUGCAGCGGCUUCCAGAGAAAGCGGCGGAGACCGCGUUUCACGGUGCGUCGCUCGCCCGGCAAGAUCUCGCACUUGCUGCCGAUGCAACAGCUGUCGGCGUUGAAUGUGCAAUGCAGCGAGCUGCACUCGCCGUCGCUCAUGCCGCUGGAAUUGCCGCCGCUGUAUCAGCACCGCGCCAGCAUCUGACGUUGCUCCGCCGCGAGGAGCGUGGUACUCUUGGAGCAAGAGCAUUACUACCACGAGCAGCCGCGGCGAGUGUCCGUCUGAGGAGAGAGAUUUUUUGCCCGGCAGGGCCGCCGACUUCAACGAAUUUUAAUCGUCGUCGAGACGCGCUAUCAUCACCGCCACGAGUUCUCUUCCUCUCGCUCUAUCUUUAUCUCUCUUUCUCUCUCUCUCUCUCUCUCUCUCCCUUAUUUUCUUCCUCUUUAGCUCUUUCUCUCUUUCCUUGUCCCGUGUUCCGCUCUCGUCGAACGAGAGUAGGGUCUCGUAUAGAUAGCUAAGAGAUUGGAUUGUGAUUCGAAGUUGAAUCGCCGGGACUACUCGACUCGAGUUGUUCAAUCCGAAUCGAGCUAAAUGGGGUAGCAAACGGCACCGGGAUUGCUCCUCAAUGAAAAUGUUUGUCUUUCCCGAUUCGUAACGCGACAUAUGCGGUGAAUAAUUCUUCCACUCUCUCGCGAUCUACACCGUUGUCGUUCAAGUUUAUUCACGUUCGCAUAACCGAGGAUAUUAGGAUAAUACUCAACGAUAAUGAAUUUCUAACACGUAUGCGCUACCGAGUAAGGAGUGAGAAUCGACGAGUAAGAAAUGAGAAUUGAUCCUCGAGAGAUUGAGACGAAAUUUUUUCCGUUCUGAUAUUCAUAAUAAAUGGCUGUGUCGUUCGCUGACAUCAUCAAGUGCGACGUGUGAUAAAUUUAUAGCCAGGUAGGUUAUUUUUAGCCUGUAGCUAAUAAGUUAUUUUUGAUCCAUUAUUGCCGAAAUAAUUUUCUUAAGAAAUAACACAUAUAUAUUGGAAUAAUGUAUUUGCCAUAAAAUUUAAUGCACAAGUUCUCGCAUAUUCUCUUUUAUUUACGAUUUUUUUUUUAUCAAGUUGAAAUUGAUCCUUUCCUAUUAAAAAUCUCGAUUGCAUUUUGAAAAAAUGUUAAUGCUGAAUAUAUCUUAUAGCUCACACAUUUUGAAUAUUAAUUAUGAUUUGAAAUAUUCAGCGAUACAAUCCUCGCAAACUCGUUUUUUAAUAUUUUUGCAGUAUGUUUAGUCGUCUCUUUAAAAAAUACAGUAGAAUGAGAGUUGUGAAAUCACGUCGCAAGUGCGAUUAGGCAGUGGGCAGACCUUGAAAAGUUGUGCGCGUACAAAAGGCUGUGUGCGGAGGUGAUCGUGUAUCUUGCAGUCGAGAGAUACGAAAAAAUAAAGUGCGAAUGGCAAGGACGAAAGGGAGCGAAUGCGAGGCACGCAUGCUAAAGCGAUAUCGUGAGCGAAUGAGUUGGUGUGCACGUGGAAAUGCGUCUGUGUGCAAAAAUAUAAGAAUGCGUCGAUACAAACGCUAAAUAUAUAUAUAUACACCUCUCUUACGUUCUCGUUCUCAUGGGAGAGAGAGAAGUAUUAUUAAAGAAAUAAAUAGAUACACACCAAGGGAUGAUAUACACAAACCGACACGACUUUUUCCAAUUAAGAGAAGACAUUUUACAAUUUGUAUAUAAUAUAAAGUAUAGAGAGAAACUACGAUUUUAGGUAUACGAUACACACGAAGCGUUCCGAUCUUACGGAGAAAUGUGUAUAAUACAUACUUGUAAGAUACGUCACAUUAUUAUCAUGCGGGUUCGCGAAAUACGUGAUAUAUAUAUCCCCCCCCAAAAAAAAAAAAAAA
Formica exsecta is the source of this 3925-nucleotide messenger RNA. It is a transcript of the gene Task6, whose product is annotated as two pore potassium channel protein sup-9. Gene Ontology annotation, biological process: potassium ion transmembrane transport; stabilization of membrane potential. Gene Ontology annotation, molecular function: potassium ion leak channel activity. The record is from RefSeq and is a predicted model, not a curated record. The coding region runs from base 1147 to 2250 and encodes 367 amino acids. Gene Ontology annotation, cellular component: membrane. The transcript has 10 exons. Lineage: Eukaryota; Metazoa; Arthropoda; Insecta; Hymenoptera; Formicidae.